This is a messenger RNA of Coffea arabica (coffee), 3555 nucleotides long. NCBI's taxonomy places the organism in Eukaryota, Viridiplantae, Streptophyta, Magnoliopsida, Gentianales, Rubiaceae. The record is from RefSeq and is a predicted model, not a curated record.
AUGCAAGCAGAACUUCGAGCGUUGUUAUGGGGAGUUAGACAUUGUGUGAUUCAAGGGUACUUGGAGUUACACUUAGAGGCAGAUUCUCUCACCCUGGUUCAGAUUGUUCAAGGGACUAGUGAGUGUCCGUGGCGUCUACAGAGAGAUCUGGAUGAGUUGAUGAUAUUCAAGCAGUCUUUCCAAUCCAUCACACACUGCUACAGAGAAGCAAACACACCGGCAGAUCAUCUGGCAAAUUUUGGUGCUGAUGCUUGCGCAGGUCAUGUGUUUAAUACAAUUUCAGAUUUACCACAAUUGGUCAGGGGGGCUAUUAGAUUAGAUCGAUUAGGACUUCCUACGUUUCGUACACGAUGGAAUAAAGAGGUUUUUGGGAAUAUAUUUGAUCGUGUGCGGGACCAUGAGGCUAAGGUCUCGGAGCUGGAAUGCUCGUUAGAGGAGGGUCCCUCGGAGGAGGGGACAUAUCAGCUAGUACAGGCUCAGGGUGAACUCAAGCAAUCGUUGCUUACGGAGGCGGCUUUUUGGCGUCAAAAGGCAUGUCUGCGGUGGCUUCGGGAGGGGGAUGCCAAUUCUAAGUUUUUCCAUGCUCAGGUGAAGCAGCGGAGGGCCCGCUCGUGUAUACAUCGGGUGAAAGAUGGUGAUGGGGUUUGGACGGAGGAGGCUGGCAGGAUUGAGGAUUUGGCGGUUGCUUUCUUUGAGGGCGUCUUGUCACAGCCUGACCGGGGGCAGGUGGAUCCCUCUCAACUAAGUGUGAUCCCGUCGAUUAUUACGGCACAGGAUAAUGUGAGUCUUCAACAGUUCCCCACAGAGGAGGAAAUUAGGUCAGUUGUUUUCCAGAUGGAUGGUGAGAGUAGUUCGGGUCCAGAUGGCUUCAAGGGGUCUUUUUUCACGACGUGUUGGGAGAUAGUGAAGGGGGAUAUUGUCAGGGCGGUUUGUGAUUUUUUUGCAGGAGCGGAGCUGCCCUGGGGGUAUACGUCUACUUGGUUGGCUUUGAUUCCCAAGGUCCCCGGGGCUGCCUCUUUCUCAGAUUUUCGCCCAAUUAGCCUGUGCAAUUUUGUCAAUAAGAUCAUUUCCAAGCUAUUAGCUAGCCGUUUGGAAAGUGUGCUGCCAAAGAUUAUUUCACCGCAACAGAGUGGCUUCGUUAAGGGUCGGCAGAUCUCGGAUAAUAUUUUGCUGGCUUUAGAGAUGUGUUCGGCUUUAGGGAAGAAGGUGCGGGGAUCUAAUGUUGCACUCAAACUGGACAUGGCCAAGGCGUAUGACCGGGUAUCUUGGAAUUUCCUAAUCCAAGUAAUGAGACGGUUUGGAUUCGGGGAGCAAUGGCUUGACAUGGUGUGGAGGCUGAUUUCGUCGUGUCAUUUUUCGGUAUUGGUUAAUGGGAAGCCUUGCGGAUACUUCCAAUCCUCUCGUGGGUUUUUUUAUCCCCGGGGACCCUUUAUCCCUUUAUCCCCGGCUCUUUUUAUUAUUGCAGCGGAGGUUUUAUCUAGGCGAUUGAAUGAGCUACCUCGAGCCUCAAGGUUUGUCCCAUUCUUGGUGUCGCGGGGCUCUCCGCCGCUGACACAUCUGGCCUAUGCUGACGACAUCAUCGUUUUCUGCAAUGGUGGUAAGCGUUCCUUGGAGUUUGUCAGGGAGGUGCUCCAGGGGUAUCAGGAGGUGUCAGGGCAGCUGGUGAACGUGGCGAAGAGUUGUUUUUUGGUUGGCAAGAAGACUUCGGUGGCUCGCAGGAGGAUAAUUGCACAUGUUACUGGUUUCUGUUCUAGAUCUUUACCAGUCACGUACUUGGGAUGCCCGUUGUUCGAGGGGAGACGAGUGAAAGCUUUGUUUUCUAAUUUGCUGUCUAAGGUUUCCCAACGGAUUGCCUCCUGGCAUGGUCGGUGGUUAUCUAUGAGUGCUCGGGCUAUAUUGAUUAAGCAUGUACUGUCGUCUAUGCCUAUUCAUAUUCUAGCGGUUAUAGAGCCGCCCAAGGGGGUGAUUUCUGAUCUAGAGCGGAUUUUGGCGAGGUUUUUUUGGGGUGAGUCGGAGUUUGGAGCUAAGCGCCACUGGUCGAAAUGGGCGAACUUAUGUUUUCCGGUGGAGGAAGGAGGGGUUGGUUUUCGGUCACUUCAGACGAUUGUGGAGGCUUUUUCCUGUAAACUUUGGUGGAUGUUUCGACAUGGUCAAUCGCUCUGGGCGCAGUUCAUGAGGGCUAGGUAUUUUGGGCCUCUGCAUCCUAAUCAAGGCCCGUUUUCUGUUCAAUUGUCUGCUACGUGUAAACGUAUGCUGAGUGUCCGUACAACCAUGGAGCUUUGGUUGCAGUGGGAUCUUUCGAGAGAGGAGGUGGCUUUCUGGUGGGAUAAUUGGAGUGGGCUAGGCCCUUUGGCGUGGCGGUUCCCGGAAGCGGCGUCAGAUGUGAAGGUCUUGGAUUUUGUACGAGAAGGGAGAUGGGAUUUUUCGGCUUUGGCCUCGGUGCCCGCAGCGAUUUGGGACGCCGCUCAGGGGUCUUUCUUCUGUUUUGGGUUGGAUCCGGAUACCCUGGUUUGGCGGCGGGAUCCUUCGGGAGUUUUCUCCACUAGGUCGGCAUAUCAACUUGCUCGCCCGGCUAGGGCUCGCUCCUGGACUUUCUCUUUUGUUUGGCAUUCCUUUAUCCCGCGUAAAUUGUCUUUCUUUAUGUGGCGAUUACAAAAUGGCCAGCUGCCGCUGGAUGAUGUUCUCGAAAAGUAUCACAUUCAUGGUCCUUCUAAAUAUCACUGCUGUGUGCUUGGCCAGGUUGAGACGAUGGAACAUGUUUUUUCAGCUGGACAGUUAGCUUCUGCGACAUGGGUGUUUUUUGAGAAUUCUCUUGGUCUAUCGACAUCAGCGGCCACGGUUCGCUCCCGGUGCGCCGCUUGGUGGUUACGCCCUGUGAAAGGUAAGGCUUUACGCUGGUUAAUGCGGAUUCUCCCAAUUCUGAUAUUAUGGUUUCUAUGGCGGGCGAGGAAUUUGUCCCGGUUCGAGGGUCGCAAGUUUUCUGUUUCGCAGGUCCGUGCUUUUAUCAUACAAGAGGUAAGAAUGCUAGUCAGAGCCCAUUUUCUGGGUAUUAUGGUGCCUUGGCAAUGGGAGGAACUUCUUCAGGCUCUGUCUGGGGUUCGGAGGGUUUUAACUGCAACGAUUGUCAGGUGGGCUUUCCCUCCGACGGGCUGCUACAAGUUAAACACUGACGGGUGUGCCACGGCGGAGGCUCGUGCUCUCCUUUUGGGGCUGCAACUGGGCCGCCAAGUAGGGGUCCCUCAGCUAAUUGUUGAAUCUGACUGUCUGGCUCUGAUUAAGUGUUUAAGGAAGGAAUGGGGAGUUCCCGCAGGGAUUCGGCCUAUUGUUCGUGCUAUUUGGAUGGGUGAGUCAAGUUCUCACUGCUUCUUCCAUUGCUACCGGGAAGGGAAUACAGUGGCGGAUUCGCUAGCAGCAUAUGGGGCCUUGUCAGGCGCUCAAAAUGAAUGUUGGUCCAAUAAAGAGAUGCAUGCUAAAGUGGCUGAAAAUAGUAGUGAUAGAGAGAAGACCUUGCUGUUUUGUAGUUCUACAUCUGAAGAGUCUAUGAAGAAUGAUUAG